CCAAGAUGAGCACUUCACCCCACCCCAGCACGGAGAUCCCGCGACACGGUGUACCCAACCACGGCGAACCCUGAGGGCCUGAGGGCCCCUCCCGUCCAUCAUCCGUCCCAACUGCUGGCUGGCCGAACCUGGCUCCUACCGUGUUCGCCCGAACACAACGCACCCUCAUUUCUGGCUGGAUCUGGCCGGAAAUAUAGCUUGUAUACAUUCAGUUUUAGGGUGCGUUAUACUCGGGGGAAGACGGUAGGCGUCCAGGUGACGGAUCUCUUUUCGUCGGACCCUGGCACGGUGCAGUCGGCGUUGUGGCAUCACCCGUGAGAUCCGAUCGCGCUCGCAUUGCGCACCCCAGCUGUGAGGGGAAUGGAGUAGAGAUCCUGAUCGGGACUGUGACGAGGAAGGCAGGUGUGGCGUGCACGACAGCUCACCUGGUCACAUUAGGUUGUUGGCAUGUUGGUACAGCUCGCCUGGCCAGAUCAGGUCACACGACGUGCAACACGAUCGAGGCCCUGAGUUGCCUACCCUGGUGUUUUCCGUCUCUUGUCUGUCUGUCUACUGUCUCACAGGGCAAUCUACAGCUGCAAUAAUGUCGUCAAAGGGUGGAAGAUUUAAAAGCUCUGAAGAGCAGGUUGUCUGCCAGUUAACGAAGAAUCGCAGAGUGACCGUAAAAGAAUGGCAGGGAAAGCCUGUAGUGGACAUCAGAGACUUCUACGAGAAGGAAGGAGAGGUGUUGCCGACAAGGAAAGGAAUUAUGUUAGCGAAAAGUCAGUGGGAUAUUCUGGUGGAGAAUUUAGACGCAGUGGAUGAAGCCAUCAAGGAGCUGCAGUGAUCCGAACUGAACUGAACUAUACACAAUGUUGUGUUUGCACGCAAAGAUAUCUCCCUCCCUCCCUCCCUCCCUCCCUCCCUCCGUCUGUCCGCGCGUGCAGCAUGUUUUGUUUUUCUCCUUAUUUGUACAAUACAACACAGUGUGCGCAGUCAACGGCGAAAAGACAGUGGCCAGGGGAAGUGGCCUUGCUUUGGGACCGUUUUGUCUGAAGCAUCAUUGAGGUGCGGGCGCGGAAGUACACGUGCCUGCCUGGCUGCCUGCCUGCAGAUUACGUGUCAGUCUCGAUGAGGCUACCGAGGAGGAGCUGCGAUGAGCGCAAUGGUACGAAUGUCGACAUGUGUACCUUGGGACAUCUGUUGAAUAUUGGAACGAUAUGGAGAAGAUUGAUUAGCAUGGCCCCUGCGCAAAGGGGAUGGCACGCAUAAAUCUGGACAAUGGAUGCUUAGUCAGUGAGAAAAACAAAACAUUUUAUGGGUGACCACGACAUGCAGAGGAGGCAAGCAAGAGAUUUGAUCACUUGUGUUGUUGUCGUGCAACGCUUCAUCGAGUCGGUUGAGAUGCCAAAUUUAAUCAGGGCUGUGGAAGAAUGUGCUUGUAGGCUGUAGUUCGUUUUCACAUCGGUCUGUAAGGAAGAGGCCAAAUUUAAGGAGUUGCAACGGGACUCGACAUUGCGGCACCAAAUGUUGACGCUCAGGGAUUUAUCUGAACGAUGGAAAUGAUGAGUUGGAGUUGGAAAUGAACUCAUCUCGUAGGCCGAAGGCGGCGUCACCCGUCUACGCUUUCCAUCUUCAUAUGCUAGAUCCAAUACGACUAGGAGUCAGUCGAGCCGCGAUGAUGACGGGGAACUACUAGCCUACUACUAGCCUGUUUACUUGCUCAUGGUUUGCCCGAAGUGCCGUGGUGAGGUAGUUGCUGGCGUUGACUGUAUACAGUGUAUAGUGUGUGGUUGGUACAGUCGAGCUCUCACCGUCAACGAGGCCAUCAUGGAUCCCCUCUGCUUGUGGUUCUAACAUUUGCCUCCUCUCUUGCGCUCUGCUUUAUCUGAGGAGUGAGGACACACUUUCAAAAAUUUGCCUCUUUCCUUUUUGCUCCAUCCGAAAAAAAUAAAAAUAAAUUAAUAAUAAUAAAUAUAAAAAUUCUGAAAGGACAAACGAACCUCCGUCUGAACCUUGCGUGCCGAACAUUUCUUCAAUUUGGCUGUGCUGUUCUCAUCAUCUUUCUCUCUUGCGCCCGUCUCUCGCCCCUUUUCCGGCCUCUAAAUUAUUCCUUACAAAUACUUUCUAUCGUAUGCUGGCGCCAUUCCCCUCCCUCGCCCCCCCAUCCUUUGUCAUCCACCUCUCUGUCUUUUUCCCUUCCCCCCGUUCUAUCUCCUGUGCACUUCCGUUUCCCCCCCUUUGUGGCUGCUGCCACAAGGGCUGCAGCGUGCCCCUUGACUUGUUUGAAUCUGAAGGAAAAAGGAUGGCAAAAUCCCUCUACACUUGGGAUGCGGGGGGCGAGGUGAACCACUUGAGCCCCCCAUCCCUUUCCGGCACGAUGAAGUGAGGCCCCAUCCAUUUUCGGUGCGAUGAAGCUAGGCUCCAUCCAUUUUCGAUGCGAUGAAGCUAGACCAGUGAGCUAUCGCGCUUUCUUCAAAGACUGGCUGCUUCCAGGCGCACGUCCAUGUGAUGCGAAGCGUCUGGUAGUUGUUUCUAUAAAGUGGCUGAACCCUUGACGGUAUAUAUAUUUGAUAGUAGGGUGCGCUAAGGCCAAGGGGCCACCUGGCGGCGCCUAUGGUCCACCUACCUUUUCAAUCUCUCCGUGCGGCAUAUGAAAAAAAAGGCUUGUAAUCCAAAACCGAUU
This is a messenger RNA of Chara braunii, 2665 nucleotides long. The record is from the annotation of a GenBank genome assembly. Lineage: Eukaryota; Viridiplantae; Streptophyta; Charophyceae; Charales; Characeae.